AUUUCAUCAGCAGCCCCCCUUCUCCCAUUUCUAGUGUGUUGUGAGUGUGUGUGUUGUUGUCGCUUAUAAAAAGGAGAUGGCUUCGCUUCCCCCCCAGCAGAGGUCAACCACGUCGUCCUCUUGUUGAGUUUUUUCAUCCGCUUUUUCCUCAUCGAUUUCGCUUCGAUCUCCCUUUGAAUUCCUUUCAAAUAUCACAGUUUGCUGACAUGAGAAUCGGUGCUCACCUCAAGGCAAACCCACCAUUGGUCCUUCUUGUCGGCGCAGUCGGCGCAGGAUUGGGCGCUGGGGCCUUUAUGGUAACGCAUUUUCUGCGAAAUGACCCCACUGUUGUCCUAACGAACAAGAAGGGCAACCCAUACCCUUGGCUCCACGUUACGCCUGACAAGAACCUCAAAUUGUAUGCUGUGAACCAAAAGUUUGACAAGUUGGAAAGACCCAAGGUUUUCUAAAUCGAUGUGGAGAGAGGUUAUGAUCUCGAAAUUAUACAAAAUGUCAUUGCUCAUUUAGUUGCUCGAAAAUUGCUUGACAAAAUCUUUAAUUUGACAAGAAUAAAGUAGAUGCAAAUCAUUCCA
Messenger RNA from Spizellomyces punctatus DAOM BR117, 572 nucleotides. RefSeq lists its product as uncharacterized. Lineage: Eukaryota; Fungi; Chytridiomycota; Chytridiomycetes; Spizellomycetales; Spizellomycetaceae. The record is from RefSeq and is a predicted model, not a curated record. Bases 207 to 449 code for a protein of 80 amino acids. The transcript has 4 exons.